Molecule: messenger RNA, 3075 nt
Organism: Medioppia subpectinata
Lineage: Eukaryota; Metazoa; Arthropoda; Arachnida; Sarcoptiformes; Oppiidae
Source: the annotation of a GenBank genome assembly
AUGACUGCAAAGAGUGGUCAGCGUUCGGGCCGAUGGACACAAAUCGGACACUUUAUACGGCUAUUAUCUGUGGAGCCGUUUCUGUUUGCGGUAAUGUUUGUCGGAUCCAUGAAGAAAGUGCCGACGGAUCAGUUGGCUCAGGACAAGAUAUGUCGCCUGUCCUACGGUCUCAACAACACCUACUGUGCGGGACUGUCAACGAUGACCGCCAAUGAGGACUAUUUGCGCGUCAAGUCUAAGGUGUUGGCCGACGCGACCAACUUUGCCUUAUAUAACGCGUGUAUCACAACAUUUCCCUCUAUACUGACCGCCCUAUUCAUCGGCUCGUGGACUGACAGCUAUAUCAGGGCCCCCCAAUACGUGCUGCUAAUGAACCAGGUGCCGGUGCUGUUCGCCGGCGGUAUGUCCGCAAUCAUAACAUCCAUUUGGGGUUAUAUCGCGUCCACCACUCCUUUCCAUAUGCGAGCCCUACGGAUGACAAUCGCCGAGAUUAUCAACAUUAGCGCGAUGCCAUUGGGCACAUACGUGGGCGGUAUUGUACUGAACACGCAAACCAUGUUUACCGGCGACCAAAUACACAAUUACUCGGGAGUGUUCAUCAUAUGCUGUCUGUCGGCCGUAUUGUUACUAUUGUGGGUCAUAUACAGAGUGGACGAAGAGAGAGAUAUGCGGGAAUGGGAGAGACAUUUUGGCGAGACUACCAACACAAUUACUCGGGAAGUGGACGAAGAGAGAGAUAUGCGGGAAUGGGAGAGACAUUUUGGCGAGACUACCGGCGCUGCGGUCGACGGCACCGACACUAACAACUCGUCUGAGGCCCGGAUCGCAGACAAACUGCAAAAAUAUGAGGACAACAAACACAUACAUCCCAUGAAAUUGUUGUUCAAUUUGAAUAAUGUCAAAGAGAUGCUGAGCACCUGCUGUCUGCCCCGCGCCAAUCACGUACGGCUCCAGAUAUGGCUAAUGUUCGUAUCGAUGGUGUGUUAUAUGAUGUCAUACGUCGGGCCGCAGGUCUUCAUGUUUCAGUUCACCGAAAAGGUGUAUUCCUGGGACUCCCGGCGCUAUAGCAACGCCGCCACUCUGGCCACCAUUGCUCAGGCGGUCGGCCCUAUGAUUGUCGGCCCUCUACUUGUUAAGGUGUUCAAAAUACGGGACACAACACUGGCUGCGGUGGGUUUUGGCUCAUACCUAUCAAUGAACGUGAUCCGGGGCGUUGUGCUAAACCCGUCCGGUUUCUACUACUCGCUAAUACCGGGCAAUAUGGGAGCCGUCGGGUCGAUAGGCAUACGGAGCCAUUACUCAAAGAUAGUGAAGGCCCACGAGUUGGGCAAAGUGUUCAGCCUAUUGGCCGCUAUAGAGGCUGUCUCACCACUGGUCGCCUCUUUCAUAUUCAGCUCGUUAUUCAACGCAACGAUGGACACAAUGCCCGGCCUUUCACUCCUUGUUGUGGCGCUCGUACUCGUCUAUCCCAUUGUUGUCGUCACUUGGAUCCACUUCUUCACUGUUUUGCCCGAUAGUUAUAUCGUUGAGUGCUCUGACGCAAUCGAACCAAGUGGACAACCUAUGAGCCGAUUGAGUCGUUUGUGGCAAUUUAGCCGUCUAUUAACGAUCGAGCCGUACAUAUUUGUACUGAUGUUCAUCUAUACCCUGAAGAAAGUGCCGACGGAUCAGUUGGCUCAGGACAAGAUAUGUCGCCUGUCGUACGGCAUGAACACCACAUACUGUCAACAAUUGUCACACAUGACCGCCGAUGAGGACUAUAUGCACGUUAAGUCCAAGAUAUUGGCCGACUCUACCAACUUUGGCUUAUAUAUGAUUAUCAUCAGUACAUUGCCAACAGUGUUAACAUCCCUGUUCAUCGGCGCCUGGACUGACAACUAUAUCAACGCCAAAAAAGUGCUGCUAAUCAUGGGCUCAAUGGCUAUGAUAUGCGAAGCGGUCAUUAAUAUACUCAAUGAUUAUUUCUUUGAUUUGUCCCAAUAUGUGGUGCUCAUGAGUGCCCUGCCUUUGGUGGCCGCCGGCGGCAUAUUGGGCACCAUAACGGCCACCUGGGGUUACGUGGCCUCCACCACACCCUUUCACAUGCGGGCACUACGGAUGACAAUCGCCGAGAUUGUUAACGUUAGCGCUAUGCCAUUGGGCACAUACGUGGGCGGUAUAGUGUUGAACACGCCAUCAAUGUUCAGCUCCGGGCAAAUACACAACUACUCGGGAGUGUACCUAAUAAUGGGUAUCGCAAACGCGUUGAUACUAUUGUGGGUCAUCUAUAGAGUGGACGAAGAGAAAGAUUUGCGAGAAUGGGAGCGAGUGUUUGGCACUACCGGUGCGGACGGCGCCGACACCAGCAAAGAGUCGGCCGAACGGCUGGAAAGGAAACUGAAGAGAUAUGAGGACAACAAACACAUACAUCCCAUACGACUGUUAUUUAAUAUGAAAAAUGUCAAAGAGAUGUUAAUCACGUGUUGUGAGCGCCGGCCAAACCACGUACGACUCCAGAUAUGGCUACUGUUCAUAGGGAUGGCGUGUUUCCUAUUGUCAUACGUCGGGCCCAUUAUAUUCUUGUUUCAGUUCACGCAAAAAGUUUAUAAAUGGGACUCAAAGAUAUACAGCAACGGCUCUGCCAUCGGAUCUAUAGUCCAGGCGGUGGGUUCGAUGAUUGUCGGACCCUUACUUGUCAGGGUAUUUAAACUGCGAGACACGACACUAUCGCUAUUUGGUUGCGGCUCUUUCCUGGCGCUGAACCUAAUCCGUGGUUUGGUAUUAACGCCCAAUGGUUUCUACUACGCGCUCAUACCGGGCUUUUUUGGCCCCGUGGGCUCCAUAGGCAUGCGUACACAUUACAGCAAGAUUGUUAGGCCACAUGAAUUGGGCAAAGUGUUCAGCCUAUUGGCCUCCAUAGAGGCCGUCUCGCCGCUGAUCGCGUCCUUCCUCUUCACGAGUAUAUUCAACGCAACGAUGGACUCAACGCCAGGUCUGGGACUCAUAAUAGUGGGACUCGUAAUGCUUAUACCGAUGGUUAUCCUAACGUGGAUCCACUUCUUUACCGUUUUGCCAGAUUUUGAAAAUAACACUGAA